Daphnia pulicaria is the source of this 967-nucleotide messenger RNA. Its product is annotated as RRP15-like protein. Gene Ontology annotation, cellular component: preribosome, large subunit precursor. The record is from RefSeq and is a predicted model, not a curated record. The coding region runs from base 92 to 901 and encodes 269 amino acids. Gene Ontology annotation, biological process: maturation of LSU-rRNA; maturation of 5.8S rRNA. The transcript is spliced from 4 exons. Lineage: Eukaryota; Metazoa; Arthropoda; Branchiopoda; Diplostraca; Daphniidae.
CUUACUCAAAAUCCAAUUGUCAAAUUCAGUAGUCUGCUAUUCUUGAGACAACUUGAAACGGCAACUCACGUGGAGAAACAAAUUUAAAGAAAUGGACUUUUCUAAUGCAGAUGAAGAUCUACGAUCCGACGAAGAACAUGAUGACUUAAAUAGCGGACUAGAAGCAAGUCUCUCAGACGAUGGUGAUUCAUACACAAAAGGGAGUAGUGAUUCUGAUUCGGAGGCGAAUGAAAAUGUUGAUGGAAAUCAAGAAGAUCAGAAUGUUGUAUAUGGAAAUUUUGGUUGGGCUGAUGCUAUGUCUAAAGUACUCAAAUCAUCUAAACCGAAAGCCAAAAAGUCUAUUAUUCUGUCAAAAGCAAAAAAAGAUGCAGACAUAUUGAAGAUCAUCUCAGCUCAAGAAAUUAGUAGUGUAUCGUUUGAGAUUGAUGAGGUGAAGAAAGAAAAAAUUGUUGAAGAUCCAGAUGUUGUUAGAAGAAAUGCACACUUGGAAAAAAUGUUAAGACGACAACGAAGAAAAGAAUGGGAUCUUGUUGGAAGAGUUCUACCUUCAAUAACUGAUGACCGAGAAAGGGAAAGAGUUCUUUCAAAAAUAGCCACCAGGGGUGUUGUGCAGUUGUUCAAUUCUGUGAAAAUUCAACAGAAAACAAUUCAAGACAAAUUAAGAGAAGCUGGUCCAUUAGAGCGGAAACGAGAAAAAGCCUUAAAAUCUCUAAAUAAAGCUGAUUUCCUCGAACUGUUAAAAGGUGGAAAACAUGGAAAAGGAGAGGUAAAGACGGAACACUCAACCAACAUCAAACAGGAAGAGGCAACGUGGAGUGUUCUACGUGAUGAUUUCAUGCCUGAAGUGACAAUGCGAGAUUGGGACAAACAAAACAGUAGCGAUUCAGAAGAAGAUGCAUAAAACAUUUCACGAGUUCUUUUUUGACUGGUUUAAUAAAUUGUCAAAUAUAACUCAUUUUUCCUAUAA